AUGAUCCACCUUUUAUUCCUAGCCUCUUCCCUAUUCGUUCUUCAAGUCUCCACACAGCUGAGCGCCUAUGAAACAUGGACAACUGACUACAUUCGAUACUGCGAGAUGAUCCAAUCCACCAACGCCGCGACACCUCUGUAUAGAGGUGUGGCUUGUGGAAGGGACGCUUGGAAUGUGAUGAGUACUUUUUUUCCCCUCCGAAUCACUUCGACGAUGACAUUGGGUCUCAUCAAUGUGGCGUAUAUUACGACGACCGCUCUGACAGAUCAAUCCGGGUUUUGGAACACUUGCAAACCGUAUAUGGUUCGAUUGUUCGACGGACUUUGGAGUGACGUUACCAAAGCCUGUACACUUCUCGUCAACCCUCCCUGGGGAUUCCCAAACUGCACGCAGGACUACGACGGCGCGUUUGUGUACCGCAGUGGCAGCGGCUACUGUAUGAAGUCUAAAGUUUGUGGAGCCACGGUGGAAAUUGAUUUUCUCAAGAGCGCUGAUAAUUCUUCUAUUAUCUACACCUGGACCACAACCGAAUCUGAAGCGCUGAUUGCUCAGGGCUACACAAAAGUUGGCAAUUGCUAUGGCUACAGUCUUCUACCAAACCCCGCAGCUUCUAAUGCAAAUCUUAUGAACGAGUUGUCGUUUCCCUAA
This is a messenger RNA of Caenorhabditis briggsae, 648 nucleotides long. Bases 1 to 648 code for a protein of 215 amino acids. NCBI's taxonomy places the organism in Eukaryota, Metazoa, Nematoda, Chromadorea, Rhabditida, Rhabditidae. The record is from RefSeq and is a predicted model, not a curated record. The transcript has 6 exons.